Messenger RNA from Toxoplasma gondii ME49, 4290 nucleotides. RefSeq lists its product as hypothetical. Gene Ontology annotation, molecular function: GTP binding; GTPase activity. The record is from RefSeq and is a predicted model, not a curated record. NCBI's taxonomy places the organism in Eukaryota, Apicomplexa, Conoidasida, Eucoccidiorida, Sarcocystidae. The coding region runs from base 1 to 4191 and encodes 1396 amino acids. The transcript is spliced from 10 exons.
AUGCACCCGCCCGUGUCGGCGCGACCAGUCUCUCGUGCUCCGGAGCUUUUUGCCUCAGCUCUCGGCCCUGCUCAGCGAGUCGAGUCUUCUUCUCUGUGUCGCUCGCUUUCUCAGCGCGCCCCAGGGGCCUCGCCUCUGACCCUCAGUGCCGCUGGGGUCGCCCCGCCGAUGAGUCCUGCCUGCUUCGCAGCCGGCGACCUCGCCUCCACGAGUCUUUCGGGUGUGGAACCGAAGGCCCAGAAACCCAUUCGGUCUGGCAGCAAGAACUUCUCGGAUCCCUCCAGGAGGCUGCGCAAUCCGCUGGAGAAAACGGAGGCCCCCUGGGGGGUUUCCCUCACCCCCCCCGCGCGCGAAGCCGACGCCACGACUCUCGAGGCUCGCGCAAAUCUUCAGAACCAAGCAGCCAAGCCAGACACUCUUUCGUCUGACGAAGACUUGAACCUCGUGGCGACUGCACCCAGUUCGAGAAAAGUCUCCACCCACAGAACUGGCCUUGACAUGGCGCGGAACGGGUACCGCACCGUGGACCCGUGGGCGUCCUACGAUGCGCGUCAGGACGAAAACGGCGCAAAAUCGGCAAUCUUUUCGGGACUCGCCGCGAGUGCCGCCGCCCAGAACGAGCCGCAGAAGACUUGGGGAGCCAAGGGUCAAGCUGCGAACCCCGCGCAGGCGGUCACUCGCCUCGUGGGAGAGAAGGACACUGGAGAGUCCGAGUAUCCGUACACCGCAAAAGGAUCCAACGACUCGUGCAGCACUGCCACCUCCAACUACCACGAAGCCGCGAGGAGCGGCGGACCCACCUGGGGCAGACUAGCCCUGUCAGAUGGCAUUCGUUACGCGUCGGCGUAUUUGGGGAAAAGCUUCUCAGGAACCGGACGGGAUGCAAUACGGGGAGACUCCCAGGCACUCUACGCAUCUGCGACUUCCGUAGGCGACGUUUUCUUCAGACCCACAGUCUCUGCAAAUGGCGCCGCACCUGGCGCCGUCCCGGCGCAACCGUACACAUCCUACAUCUUCGAUCCGAUGACGCACAACGGGACUUCUGCCUAUUCCAAGAUCUAUUCGCAGACCGACCAAACCGGUCUGUUGAGAAGCGCUGAAGACGGGAACGCUGCCUCGCCGCUCGGAACGACGCGUCCCGGUGCGCCGGUGUAUCCUGUGACUCUGGGCUACACAGCGGCUACCUCAGGAUAUGGCCAGGCUGUCGGCUCGACGCAGGGCCUGCCUGCGUUUCCCGUCGCGCCGCUAGAGCCUAUGUACCUCUCCUGCAACUCCGUGGACUACCGCCCAGCCGUUAAGCUGUCUCCUGUGCGGAAUGUAACGAGCGGGGUUUCUCCCGCUGCGCCCGCCCCUGUCUCCUGGCAUGCGCUGUCGUCUCUGCUCGCGUCUGCGCCGUCUCCGCCAGUGUGUCCACCUGUCUCCGGCGCGCCUGGAGUGCCGCCUCCCUCGCAGCCGACGCGCGACACCCCACCCGCUGCAGUCCACUCCACGGAAGCCUCUGCGAGCCCGCCACCGUCGCCUGCGGAGCGGCAGCAAGACGACUUGGACAAGAAGGUUCGCCGGAACCUGCGGACUGUCUCCGACGGCCUUGGAGACUCCUCGUGUAGGGCGCUGUCUCCCGCGGGAUCGCCGUCAACGCAAUCGCGACUCCACCUGUUCUGUGGGGUCGUGGCGAGGCCUAUGAAACCCGCAGGAGGCCUCGGAGCCUCCCCGAGGGACCGGGGGGCGCAUCACGCGAGUCUGCAGGCAUCGUUCCAGACGGGAGAGCGCAAUGCGGUCGGCCUGACCUCGCUCCUUCUGGAGAAAACUGCGAAGCCGGCGAACCGAACCCGACUCCUGUCGAAGCCACUGCAGCUCGUCCACGUGAACCGCUGGGACGGACGCGAGGUCCUGACGAUUGAUGAGCAGGCGAAGAAGUUCCUCAGCGAGCUGGGAACUCAGCAUGUGGCGGUGAUCUCGAUUUGCGGGGUCACUCAGACCGGAAAGUCCAGCUUCGCGAACCUUCUUCUCGACGACUCACACAUGCUGUCGGCCGGCGGCUUCCCUGUGGGGUCGCCGGCUCUCUGCGGAGACAGGGGCGCCUUCAGAAGUGUCUCGCCCUGCAACUCGUUCGCGGUGGGAGACCGGCGGGCUCCAGAGGGACUCGGGGCCGAGACGGGGGAUGACGAAGACGAGUUCAGAGGCGAAGCUGGAAAGAAGUUCACGCAGCGCAUUCUCAGCGACGGGUGCACCGAAGGCGUCUGGAUUCAAGCUGUCUGCGGAGGCAGCAGCGAGGCCGGUGCCGACGGCAGAGAAGACCUCGUCUACCUUAUCCUCGACUUCGAGGGUGUUGGAUGCACCCGAAAGACCGUCGAACACGAUCAGCGGCUCUUCACCCUGGCCAUGCUCGUAUCGCACUACUUGAUUUACACGACGCGUGGUGUUCUGGACGCCGACGCAGUCUCGGGUCUCGCGUCCGUCUCCCUCUGGACGCAGCGACUCCUGCAGGGCGGCGGAGACAGAUGUCCUGCCCGAGAGGCCUCGCCGCUCGACACCAGCCGCGCCUCGCCCACGCGAGAAGGUGCUUCGCCCACAGCGGGUCCGUCUGUACCUUCGGGAUGGCGAGCACCGCCGCUGCUAUGGAUUCUUCAAGACUUCAAUUUCACGUUGUGCGACGAAGACGGCUAUCCCCUGACAGAGACGGACUACCUGGAGGGGAUCAUGGCGACGGCGUCGCACCCCGCAUCUUGCUGCUCUCCCUUCUCCACUUUCCCCGCGUCGUCCACGGCUCUCAGCCGGACUUGCGCGGAGUUGAAUCUGCCGCAUGUUCGCAUGCUCCGGCAGCAACUGGAGACGCUGUUUGGCGACCGGACGUGUGUGGGGUUGCCGCACCCGCUGGGAGACUUCGGGCCGGACUUUGGAGACAGUGUGGGGUGCGAGGUACCUUCGCAAGGCUCCAAGUCCGCGCGCGAGGGCGCGAGUGUCGGGGCCUUCCUGGCGACGCCCCGGCAGUCGGCGGCCUUCGCCUCGUCCUUCCCGUGCCUGGGGAACCGCGCGCGAACCGCGGAGGGCGUCGGCGAGUCUCGGAGUCCCGGUACCCGGCAGGGCGACGCACAGAGCGCCUUCUCGGCCUCGUCGCCCCCGCCCACGCAAGGCAGGUCGCGCGGACGCGACGGUCCUGCCCUCGAGACGGUGCCUGUCUCCGAGUUCCAGCCGAUUUUCCGCCGGCGGAUGCAGCAGACGAAGAACCUCGUUUUCAAGGAGUGCCGCCUGAAGGUUGCCCAGAGCGUGGCGAUCACAGGCCCCGGAUUCGUGAAGAUUCUUCAGAGAAUGAUCGACGGCAUCAACGGCGGCCAGGUCCCCGAGAGCGGCUCCGUUGUCGUCGUGGUCCAGCGAGAAGAGUGCCGAAAGUGGAAAGAAAAGUGCGAAGAAGUUUUCGUGAACGACCUCAGAGAGGCCUUCCAAAGUCGCUUGCCUCUCGCCAGCAGAGAGCUCCAGGAGGGCUCCCUCGCUCUGCAGAAAAAGGCCCUGGCCCUCUUCAAAAUGCACGUCAUCGGAGACGACGAUGUCGUUAGAGGCUACAAACAGCAACUGAAAGAUCGCCUUCGGAAAAUUACAGAUCGAGCCAUGGACGAGAACGAGAGACACGGAGAGUGGAAAGCAAGGUCCCGCCUGCGCGCUCUCCGCGAGAGGCUGCGCAUCGAUGAAAAACUGAACGAGAGGCUUUACGAGAGCAUGACCGAAGUCAACGAAGAUGCAGAACGCUUAAAACGAGAAUUCAACGCAGACAUCCGAGGGCCGAGCCACGUGUAUCAGCGCGUGAUUAACGACCAGAUCGACGAGCUUCUCGCGAAAGGCAGCGAAAUUGUUUGCGGGGCGCUUCUCGACCAGAGUCGCCUAGCUGAGAAAACCGUGCAUGAGCUCCAGCAGAGGGCCCAGGACGCCGAGAUGUCUCUGGAAAAGGCACUCGAACUGGAGCAGCAGCUGCAGCAUCGCGAUUACGAGGCGGAAGAACUGAGGCGAGCGCUGCAAGAAGAGAGAGCAGCGAAUCGAGGACAAGCGACUUUGCGAAGCGGCGAGUUCGACUGCGACGAAGACUUUGACGACCCCUACCGACGGCGCGGGUCGUUUUACCGACGGUCGGGCCGCUCCAGGUUUGCCACCGGGGAUCAAAGCAAAUGCUUCCGACAACGGAAAUGCACAAUCAUGUAGGCAGAUGAAUCGUUUCAGGCCGCCCUGCACGGUCCAGGGGCGUCCUGUGGCGUCCCAGCAACCGAACGCCGUAGACGCCUUUUUCGGGAACCCCCCGGG